GACUUCUCUUUCUUUUGAGCAAAACCACAAACACAAAAUCUUAAAAAGGAAGAAUCUGUAGUUUUAACUAAAGUCUGAAACGAACAAAAAUGUGCUACAAAAAGAUUCUCCCACCUGUCAUUCCACCGCCAAAGUUACCGGCGGCAGAAGUGACGGUGACGACGGAGGUGGUAGCCAUCGCGAGUGUCCGUGACGCUGGCGGUGAAAAGAAGGUGUGUGUAUGUUCACCGUCGAAGCAUCCAAGAUCGUUCAAGUGUAGGUAUCAUCAUCAUGAAUAUCAAUGGCUUCCUUCUUCUUCUUCCUCUCCGUCUUCUUCUUCUUCACUCCAAAAAUGACACAUCAAUAUGUAAUCAAUAACUAUAGUUUUAUAAUCAUGGGUAUCUGUUAAUUUAAUUAAAGUAUAAAUCGUGCAUGUUGUGAUUUUUAUUUAUCAUCAAUAAGCAUAGUUUAUAUUCA
Brassica napus (rape) is the source of this 456-nucleotide messenger RNA. RefSeq lists its product as uncharacterized. The transcript has a single exon. Bases 90 to 335 code for a protein of 81 amino acids. NCBI's taxonomy places the organism in Eukaryota, Viridiplantae, Streptophyta, Magnoliopsida, Brassicales, Brassicaceae. The record is from RefSeq and is a predicted model, not a curated record.